This is a messenger RNA of Ailuropoda melanoleuca (giant panda), 3125 nucleotides long. RefSeq names its product immediate early response 3 interacting protein 1 (gene IER3IP1). The transcript is spliced from 3 exons. The record is from RefSeq and is a predicted model, not a curated record. Gene Ontology annotation, cellular component: COPII-coated ER to Golgi transport vesicle; Golgi membrane; endoplasmic reticulum membrane. Bases 101 to 349 code for a protein of 82 amino acids. Lineage: Eukaryota; Metazoa; Chordata; Mammalia; Carnivora; Ursidae. Gene Ontology annotation, biological process: endoplasmic reticulum to Golgi vesicle-mediated transport.
CCUCCCCGGCUUCCGUAGGAGAGCGCCGGCCUUGGCGGCGCCACGUCCCCUGCGGCGGCGCGAGAAAGAUCUGCCGGGCCUCGGGCGGCUCCGGGCGGCCAUGGCCUUUACGUUGUAUUCGCUGCUGCAGGCGGCCCUGCUCUGCGUCAAUGCCAUCGCCGUGCUACACGAAGAGCGCUUCCUCAAGAACAUUGGCUGGGGAGCAGACCAGGGAAUUGGUGGAUUCGGAGAGGAGCCAGGAAUUAAAUCUCAGCUAAUGAAUCUUAUUCGAUCUGUAAGAACUGUGAUGAGAGUGCCAUUGAUAAUAAUAAACUCAGUUGCCAUUGUAUUACUUUUAUUAUUUGGGUGAAGAACAGUGGGGGAAAUGGAGACUCAGAAGAAGAGAUGCCAGCAGAAGUUAUUACUUCGGUCAUUAUUGGAAUAUACAUGUCUUAGCUGGUCGUCCUUGCACUUGACAAAAAUGUAAACCUGACAAUAAAACCAGAAUCCCUAUUUAUCUGAUUUUUAAAAAAACGUUGCACUUACAGUUUCAUUACAAAAAGAUUAGGUCAUCAGAGGCAGUAACUAUGCAGGAUCGGAAUACAUAUGAUUGCUAAUUGUUAAUAAAAGUUCAUGCCAUGGUAAAGAUUGUUAAAAGGGUACAGAACUGUCACUUGCGUGUUUUUAGAGAUUUUUCUCUCACUUCUCAGGGAUAAAUUUUUUUUUCAAAGUUUUGAAGUUCCUUAUGACUUAGCUAUGAUGUGAGAGUGAUUAUCUUCCUAGAUAAAAUUUAAAGGGUUUUUUAAAAGUAAUUACUACAUAUGAAAUGAUAAAUCGGUAAUUUGGAUAAUUUUACUUUGAACUCUUUAUUUUGUCUAUAUAUCGCUUCGGCUAUGACAAAUUCAAAUUUAUAGCAACUAUUGAGCAAUACUCUCUGACUUCAGGGAAGAUUCUAAUUUUGUAAGUCAGAUAGUCACAUGAUGCUUGUGUUUUUACAUUCUUUUCGUGUGUUUUUUACUUUAUUAAUAGGCCUGAAUGAUGAGAUCAGACCACUAUCUACAUAUUUCCAUUGGUAGAAAAAUCUGUGUAGAAAAGUCUAUGCCCUUUUUACAAUAAUGACUUAUUUUUUAAAAUCAGUCUAAUAAUAGCCUGCAAGAGCAGUCCGGAACAGUCAAAAUUAACUAUGCUAUGUAGGAAGACUAUUGUGGAACAUUUACCUCUCCCCCAGAUUAUCACAUUUCCAUUUUCUGGAGUAGCACAUUAAGGGAUAUAAUUCUUAAUUCUUCAUUCUGUCUGUCAAUAGAGAUUUGUGUUAGAUAAGUUUUUUGUUUUGUUUUUAUAUUCUUAGGCCAUUCCAUAUUUGCUCAUCGCAUAAUACAGUUUUAUGCAGGAAGAUUAAAAUUACGUAAAUAGUUUUCCUGGGAAUUAUCAGUUAUAAUAGUCUGAAGGGAUACAGCGGCAUCUUUGUUAUAGGAGAACAUUUGUAAAUAAAGUUACAUUUCCAAGUCAAGCACUUGUUUUUGUACCUUACCUGUCAGUGUUAACUGAAUUAAUCUCAUUUCAUGUGUGACACUGGUUAUAUACUUUCUUUACUGUAAAAUCACUGAGCAUAGAUUUAAUGAAAGUAAACAUUACAGUCACUUUUAUUUCUUCAGUGAGUUAACUGAACUGUUGAUUACGUCAAGGAGACUCAUGAGCAGUGUUUACUCCAUGACUUAGGUUACUUCUAAAACUUUGGAGCAGGUACUGAAUGCCUGUUGGCCAUGCCUGAAUUAGAGACAGAUGAUCUUUGGGCCACAGGCUUGCAGCUGAACCAAAGAGAUGUAUCAGGGAUUCUUAGUUGAUUAUCUGGCUCAUGUGAGUAACUAACAUACUUGGCACUUAGAAGCAGUGUUCUUUUGGCCUUAAAAAGAUCCGAUGCAUGAGUCCAAGUUUAAGCCACUGAACAGAUUCAAUAGAUGCAGUUAAUUGAGAGCGCUUCCAUUUCUCCAAAGGCCAUACAGAAUUUUAAAAGGAAAGAAAAGAGAGACCUUGACCUUAUGCCAUUAUCUUAUAAAACUUGACAGCACACCUUCAUGCUCAUUUAGUGGCAGGAUACUAUCUGAGGUUGAUAUUCAUAUCAAAAUAUUUCAUCUCUGGAGGCCACUUAACACAGUUCUAUCUUCAGUGUGCCUGAAGGGAGGUCUGUAAGCUUUCACAGGUUAGCCCUGAUUUCCCCAGAGCAGUUGAGAUUCAGUAACCAUAGUAUCUUACUUAGUUGACAGUAACUUCAAUGUCUGCUUGCCUGCCCACAUCCUCUCCCUUAGCCAUUUUCAGUGUUAACAGUUGGUGAUCAUUCUAGAUUGCAAAUAUCCAUGAUGUUUAUGGUCCUAAUGUAUGCUGGCCCUGUGUCUAUAUGCCUCUGACCUAUCUCAUGAAGGAUCUUGGCUCAAGUGUAGAUGUUAACCAAAUUCAUACCCUGAUCCUUAGUUAAGAACAGUGGUUUUCAAGUUUUGUUAAUGUUAAACCAGAUUCCAAAAGGGAUAACACAGAACUGUAAUGCUCCACUAUGUAAAACUCAUCUAAGAUGAGGGCAGUCCACUUAUUUAUUUCUAGUUGAAGCAGGGGUGGGGCCCAAAGGCCCACUCUUCAACCUCCACCCCACUCUUGUCAUCCUUCCUAAGGAGCUACCACAAAACUCUUAAGGUUUCAAAAACAUAGUUAAAAAGUAUUUUUUUAAUCCCUACAUUAGAUACAGUAGGCAAUGUGAUCUGUGGUCUACCGGUAUAUACUAUCACUUGAGUGUGAAUGUACUCAUGAAGUGACUUGAGAGAAAGCAAUAUAUUUGAGUAGUAAAAAGAGUAGGGGAUAGGAUAUUUCUAAUAUGCCAAGCAAAACCUUUUAUCAUGACUUGAGACAAACUUCCUAAGACCUCAGUUGUUUUCAGUUUCUUCAUCUGUAAAACUGGUCAAGAACUAUUUCAGAACAAAAAUCUGCUCCAGGUGAUUUGUAUAUGUAUACCUUUUCCAGGUCACUAAUCUUUGAUUCUAGAUGUACCUCAACCAAAGAGAUGUUCUCCCAAAGUAAAUGUUUUUAGUGAAAUAAAUUACUUUCUCGUUGCCUCCUAGUUUCAAAGUUAUUACCGAUAAAUAAAAUUUUGAUACUAA